CUUGGUACCAUUUUAUGGUAUGGACUAUGGACCGACACCAAGUAUUUGUACGUUGUAGAUUAAUUAUGUGUUUAGCAAAACAAGUAUUUGUGCUUGGACUAUCUUGUCAUGUAGUUUUUUAACGUUAUAUAUAACCAAUAACCCCACAUGACACGGGAAAGAGAGAGGACAGACAAUAAAUACCAUAAAAAUAGUAGAGAGGACGUGGGAAAAGCAGAGGGUUAAUAAGUGAGUAGUUGGAGGUAGAAAGAUCAGAGACGAGGAAUCUCUCUCCCUCUCUGUCUCUUUCUCUCCUAUUCUUAGUUCGUGUCAGAAACACACUGAGAGAUUAAGAACCCUAAUUUAAAACAACAGAAUGGUACAUUCGAAGAAGUUCCGAGGUGUCCGCCAACGUCAGUGGGGUUCUUGGGUCUCUGAGAUUCGUCAUCCUCUCUUGAAGAGAAGAGUGUGGCUAGGAACAUUCGACACGGCGGAAACAGCGGCUAGAGCCUAUGACCAAGCCGCGAUUCUAAUGAACGGCCAGAACGCGAAGACUAACUUCCCCAUCAUCAAAUCCAACGGUUCAGAUUCCUUGGGGGUUAACUCUACGUUAAGGUCUCCCAAAUCAUUAUCUGAACUAUUGAACGCUAAGCUAAGGAAGAACUGUAAAGACCAGACACCGUAUCUGACGUGUCUCCGCCUCGACAACGACAGCUCACACAUCGGCGUCUGGCAGAACCGCGCCGGGUCGAAAACCAGUCCAAAUUGGGUCAAGCUUGUUGAACUAGAUGACAGUGUUAACGCACGUCCCGGUGGUGAUAUUGGGACUAAUAAGAUGAAGAAACGAAACGAUGACGUUCAGGAAGAUGAUCAAAUGGCAAUGCAGAUGAUCGAGGAGUUACUUAACUGGACCGGUCCUGCUUCUGGAUCCAUUGCACAGACAUGGUUACUAAGAUCAGAGAGGAUGCUGAUAAUUGGUUUCUGGCACAGCAAGUUGACAAAGAGGAGGAAUCAAAAGUGCUAAAGUCGACUGCUGGUACAAAGAAGUUUUGGAGACCACCUGAUAGGCCAUGGUUAAAAUGCAACUUUGCUUAUUAAGGAACUGGGAAGGUACAGUCCUACUUCAUAGUAGACGAGCUUUCAGUUCUGUUUUGUCUAAGUUGGAUGCGGAAUUUGAGUGUUGGCUCUGGGUUUUGGAGAGUUUGAAGAGCCUCAAGAUUAGAAGAGUUAUCUUUGCUGCAGAGGCAACUCACUUGAUGGAGGCGGUGCUCAGACCUGAAGCGUGGCCUUCUUUCAAGUAUCACUCCGAGUUGGUUUUAAAAGGUUUAAUGCUUAUUCCUUCGUGGAAGCUACACAAAUUAAAGAGGAUAGAAAGGCAAAUAAUGGUGCUUUCCUUAUUGCUCGUAGCGUGACAAGAGAGGAUCGAAGCCAAGCAUAUGUAGCCUCGGGCUACCUUUUUUGGUUACAUGAAGUGUUCGCAAAUGAGAUGUGCAUUACUUGAUUGUAAUGGCUUUUUGUCGUCUCGGUUUGUGAUUGUCUUUGAUCCUUUCUUUUUUGUGUUCGUUUGACUGGUUGUAAUUAAACGUCUUGUUCAUCAAUCCAUGGUAUCAUUC
This is a messenger RNA of Arabidopsis lyrata subsp. lyrata, 1592 nucleotides long. Its product is annotated as ethylene-responsive transcription factor SHINE 3. The record is from RefSeq and is a predicted model, not a curated record. Gene Ontology annotation, biological process: regulation of DNA-templated transcription. The transcript is spliced from 3 exons. NCBI's taxonomy places the organism in Eukaryota, Viridiplantae, Streptophyta, Magnoliopsida, Brassicales, Brassicaceae. Bases 356 to 1003 code for a protein of 215 amino acids. Gene Ontology annotation, molecular function: DNA-binding transcription factor activity; DNA binding.